AUGGGUGUAGUAAGAUGGAAAUCUGCAGUAAAAUACUUUCCCCUCGCCAUCGUAUUGAUGUCUUGUGUCGUCACAGCUCUGUACCUAAUUAACAACGCCGCUUCCAACGUUGUUACACAAGAAAACUUAGUUAUUUUCAAAGAGAGUGAUAACACCAUUUCAAGCUGUGAUUUCUUUUCAGGGAAGUGGGUUUACGACGACGUUUCGUACCCUCUUUACAAAGAGAGAGAGUGUACUAUAAUGGAAGAUAGUUUCGCAUGUGAGAAAAAUGGGAGAAAGAAUUUGAAAUAUCAAAAUUUUAGAUGGCAACCUCAUCAAUGCGAUCUUCCCAGGUUUAAUGGGACUGCGUUAUUGGAGAAAUUAAGGAAUAAAAAGCUUAUAUUCGUGGGUGAUUCAUUAGGUAGAAACCAAUGGAGAUCAUUACUCUGUCUAAUUGAACCAUAUAUUCCACCGUUAGCAAGAAGGGAUGGAGUUUUGCAUAAUUUGUAUGUCAAGGAAUAUAAUGUGACAAUUAGAGCACACUGGUCUCCGUAUCUUGUGGAAUCUGACCGUGAUGACCCAAAACAUCAUAAGGCGGAUAGUAAACGUACAAUACGUUUUCAAUCUAUAGAGAAGCAUGGGAGAAAUUGGAUUAAUGCAGAUGUACUUAUAUUUGAUACGUUUGCAUGGUGGACUGUUCCAGAUAUCACUCUUUUGUGGGGUUCACUUGACAAAUUUGACGCAAUAUAUAAGCAAGUGAAAAUAUCGGUACGUGAGUAUGAAGUAGCUUUAAAUAGUUGGUCAGAAUGGUUGGAAUUUCAAGUUGAUCGGAACAGAACCAAGAUUUUCUUCAUGAGCGCUUCACCCUUUCGCCUAGGAAAGACAUAUUGGGGAACUAGUCCAAGUUGUUACAACACAACAAAGCCAAUAUUUGAUGAAACAUAUUGGGCAAAUGGUGUUGAUCGAAAUAUGAUGGAGAUUGUGGAAUCAACUAUAGAAAAGCUUGAAGAAAGAGGAGUUAAAGUUGAAUAUAUGAAUAUAACUCAAUUAUCAGGAUAUAGAGAAGAUGCACAUCCAUCAAUUUAUAGGCCAUUCGCAAAUUUUGCAUUGAGAGAUAUCACCCCUGAGAAAUAUGCGGAUUGUUUGCAUUGGUGUCUUCCAGGAGUGCCGGAUAUUUGGAAUCAGAUUCUUUAUGCUUAUAUUAUGAAAUCUUAA
Molecule: messenger RNA, 1194 nt
Organism: Salvia hispanica
Lineage: Eukaryota; Viridiplantae; Streptophyta; Magnoliopsida; Lamiales; Lamiaceae
Product: protein trichome birefringence-like 34
Cellular component (GO): Golgi apparatus
Molecular function (GO): O-acetyltransferase activity
Source: RefSeq, a predicted model, not a curated record